GAGUGCGCUUGAGGGAGCGAACGCGGGGGCCGACAGUCUCCAAUUAGGGGCAGGCCUUCGGGGCUCAAGCUUCGCCUCCUUCCCGACCCCCGGCGUCCCUAAGCAGUUCCGGGGGUUUUACUGCCGCGGCUCCGGUUCGCCGGUGUCCCGCACCAUGGACUUGCCUGGAGUUGGGACUGGCCUCGGCAGCAGCGUGCGGGUGGCUGCUCGACCCUGGGGUUGCGCGGGCUCGCCAGCGGUGACGUCGCGGUAGGAUGGACGUCCAGCGCGACCCCCGCCGCCCCAACCUAGCGGCCCCCGGGCGGUGUCGCUGACUCGUCGGAGUGCCCCAGGGUGGGCGGAGGCAACCCCGCCGCACCCGCGCCUUCGCGAGUUGCUCUGCCUCUUCAAUCCACUCGCACCUGCCACCGCUCCGAUACUAUGUCGAAAGCGGCCGGCGGCGCAGCGGCGGCGGGGACUGCAGGGGAAAGUUGUCCGCCGGCCUCGGCCGGCUCUACCGCGGCUGCAGCCGUGGAGGACCUGUCCAAGGUGUCGGACGAGGAGCUGCUGCAAUGGAGCAAGGAGGAGCUGAUCCGCAGCCUGCGGCGCGCAGAGGCGGAGAAGGUGAGCGCGAUGCUGGACCACAGCAACCUCAUCCGCGAGGUGAACCGCCGCUUGCAGCUGCACCUCGGCGAGAUCCGCGGGCUCAAGGAUAUCAACCAGAAACUCCAGGAGGACAACCAGGAGCUGAGGGACCUCUGCUGCUUCUUGGAUGAUGACCGACAGAAAGGCAAGAGGGUGUCCCGUGAGUGGCAGAGGCUGGGCCGCUACACGGCUGGGGUGAUGCACAAGGAAGUGGCCUUAUACCUGCAGAAGUUGAAGGAGCUGGAGGUGAAGCAGGAGGAGGUAGUGAAGGAGAACAUGGAGCUCAAGGAGCUCUGCGUGCUGCUGGACGAGGAGAAGGGCACGGGCUGCGCCGGCAGCCGCUGCUCCAUCGACAGCCAGGCCAGCCUGUGCCAGCUGGCCGCCUCUGCUGCGCCCUCGGUGCGGGAUGUGGGUGAUGGCAGCAGCACGUCCAGUGCAGGCAGCACGGACAGCCCCGACCACCACAAGCACCAUGCUAGCAGCAGCAGCCCUGAGCAUCUGCAGAAACCGCGGGGUGAGGGCAGCCCCGAGCACUCCAAGCACAGAAGCUCCAGCCCUGAGCACCUGCAGAAACCCAGGGGCCCUGGGACACCAGAUCACUCUAAAGCACUAAAGGGACCUAGCCCUGAGCACCACAAACCCUUGUGCAAGGGCAGCCCAGAACAGCAAAGGCACCCACACCCGGGAGGCAGCCCCGAGACGCUGCCCAAGCACGUGCUGAGUGGGAGCCCAGAACACUUCCAGAAACACAGGCCGGGGGGCAGUCCGGAACAUGCCCGACACAGCGGAGGGAGCCCCGAGCAUCUUCAGAAACACGCCCUUGGCGGAAGCCUGGAACAUCUACCUAGAGUCAGGGGCACCAGUCCCGAGCACCUCAAACAGCAUUAUGGGGGGAGCCCUGAUCACAAACACGGAGGAGGUGGCGGCGGUGGCGGCAGCAGGGAGGGCACCCUCAGACGGCAGUCACAGGAGGACGUGUCACCCCAUCACCGGAAUGUCUACAGCGGCAUGAACGGUGGGUUGUGUGGAGGAAACUUGGAGAUGCUGCAGGCUCCUGUCCUGGAAUUAGGCAACAUUUAUCAGGAAACCAGUAUAAAGGACCAAUGUGAAAAGCACUCUUUCAAACACGACAUCACUGCCAGACAGCAAAGAAAAGAAGAAAAAGCCAAGAAUGGGUUCCAGCAAGCCUGGACUCAUAGGAUAACGUGGAGUGUUUGUACAUUGCACGUAUUUCUCCUAUUAUCAUAUUUAAUAUAACUUCUCUCUAACAGCUCAUGUUCUAUGUAUUUCAUUUCAGUGUCCACAAGAGUCAAUCUCCAGCAAGGUAUCUUUGAAAAUUUACCAUUUUGGUACCAUUGUGUUCAAUAGAUCUAAGGCAUUUCUAACUCCCCAGGAUUCAGAGAAUAAGGCAACAUGCAUGGUAGAAGAGUCUUGAUAGAACCUUAGUGGUCUCAAUAGAGUUGGCUUAUUGCGUACACUUAGGGAAUUUUCUCCCAUGUUUGUUGAAGACAUGAAGAGGUAUUUUUCAACUUCCCAAGUUUGAGAGUUGGGCAACUACCUCUGUAAUUCAGUCAGAGUGUCCGUUUAUAAUCCAUAAUUCAUUUAGAUGGUUUCUGGGGUUUAAUUUUUUUUUGAGGUGCUAAAAAUGGUACAUAUACUUUCUUACCAGCUAGAUUACCAAGAGUUUGUAAAGUGCUUAUCAGAGUACCGUUUCAAAUGAGUGAUUUUUUAAAACUGCUCAAAAAUACAUAUCAUGGGGGAAAUUCUGAACAUAUAUAUUCACUAAGUAUAUCCAUUGAUGUGAAUGUUAACAAUUUCAACUAAAAACAAAACAUAGCUUUUCUGAGUGUUUUGAGCUGUGAGGUGUCCAUUUCUAUAUUUAGUUUCUAGACAGCUAUAUUUAAACUUUAUGUGAACUUUAAAAUAUUGCACUGCAUUUAUUGAACAGCUUUCAUUGCCUACUACAGCUAACAUUUUAUGAAAUCUCCGCAUGUUUUUCAUAAUUGAAACUAAAAGCUCUUGUUCAGGUUGCUUGAGGUUUCAAAAAGAGGUGUGCUAGCUUUGUUUUUAGUUUUUGGUAUAUAUACAUAUAAUAUUAGGAUGUGUGUAUUGGAAACGCUAUGGAAUUUGUGUUUAUCUAAAUGCAAUGAUAGUUUCUUGUAUGAAUGUGCAAGAGGCCUGUGACAGAAUGCUACAUUUUUUUACUGUAGUUUAAGAUUAUAAAAGUAGGAAUGCAACAGUUCCCAGUUUUUAUUAUAUACCGAGUUACUGAAAUUUUAUUCAUAAUAGAUGUUAUGUGCUUUUUAAAUGGGUUCAUUAUGCAGUGUAUUAAUUGUCCUUGCUGGGGGAAUGUAAAGACAUUUUGUAAUACUUUAAAAACAGGUUAUAACCCACGUCUUUAUUUUCAGAAACUAUUUAUGCAUUAAUUUACUAUAGAAUUAUUUCUAUAAUUAUAAUUGGGUUACAAUUCAAGCCAGUCAUUCUUUAAAAUAUUAUAUUUUAAAGUAUUACUCUGAAAGGGGAAAUUGCUUACUAUAUUUACACCUUCUUAUAAAAGAGCUUUUGUCCUUAAAUUGUUGCAUUCCUACAUGCUGAAGAAUUUAAAACAAGUUGUUAUGCCUGCAGCAGAGCCUGUAGAAUCUAACACGAGACACUGGUCUUUUGACAAUAUACAUGUGUAAAUUUUGAUACUGUAUUAAAACUAUUUUUUUAAAGUUCUACAUAAAAUUGAGUAUCAAGUAUAUGUGUUCAUCAUAGCAAUGGUAAUAAAUUAUUUAAUCACACUA
Molecule: messenger RNA, 3410 nt
Organism: Ochotona princeps (American pika)
Lineage: Eukaryota; Metazoa; Chordata; Mammalia; Lagomorpha; Ochotonidae
Gene: CCDC85A
Product: coiled-coil domain containing 85A
Exons: 3
Coding region: 421-1881 (486 amino acids)
Source: RefSeq, a predicted model, not a curated record